Dreissena polymorpha is the source of this 1380-nucleotide messenger RNA. Its product is annotated as Golgi-associated plant pathogenesis-related protein 1-like. Bases 538 to 1155 code for a protein of 205 amino acids. Gene Ontology annotation, cellular component: extracellular region. Lineage: Eukaryota; Metazoa; Mollusca; Bivalvia; Myida; Dreissenidae. The transcript is spliced from 4 exons. The record is from RefSeq and is a predicted model, not a curated record.
ACAAAUAAAGUGAAAUCAACAAAUAAAGCUAAAUCCAAUAACAAUUGAUACGCGAUAAAUAGCGAUAUCGUAUAGGUCAAUCGUGUGGACAGGUUAUGAAAUACGUUUGAACCGGAGAGAUUUCUGUAUUUAAAUCAAUAACAUAAGUUUAGCGUUAAGCCUGUUGAAUUGAAUAGAAACAUUUAAAUAUGCUUAAAUAAUAUUACAAUCGUAAAGAAAUAUUAGCCUUAUGGAUUUUUUUUAAGUGUAGCACAGUAUGGUGCGUUCUAUGGUAAAAUCUACAAACGAAUUUUAAAGGUAGAGUAAAAAGUCAUCAUUAUAUGCGGAUUAAAAAAAAAACAUUUAUCCGAACAUUCAUAAGAAACACAAAUCUAACGAAAAGAAAAACUAAGAUUUAUAUAAUACAAAAUUUCGAAGUUGUGACUUUGAAAUAUCUUUUUGAAACGUUCAUAAAACGGACAGCGAAUAAUAUUUUAGAUAAAGUGUACAUUUUAAUCGGUAAAUAUCAGUCGCUUGACCGGAUAUAUUAGCAUUAACAUGGGUUGCGGAAGUUCCAACAGUCAGGUUCCAGAUAACUCCUCGCCACAAAACGCAUAUACUGGCGAAAAUAAGACUGCGCAUGCCAACCCUGGGAACUCAACGGGUGGGACAAAGCAGAAGACAGUUAAGGACGAGCAGAAGACAGCUUCGUCCGGCAACCGAAAGUUCGAGGAAGACGCAUUGAGGAAACACAAUGAUCUGAGGAAAAAGCACAGCGCGCAGGCGCUAACUUUGGCAGACGACCUUACAGCGUACGCACAAAAAUGGGCAGACGACAUCGCCAAGCGAGACAGGAUGGAACACAGCAAGUGCACGCUGCCAUCUGGCGACAGCGUCGGUGAAAACAUUUAUAUGUGCUGGUCCAGUGAUGGGUCCGCGGCGGCAGACGCCAAUGAUGCCGUGCAGUCCUGGUAUGAUGAGAUCAAAGAUUAUGACUUCAACAAGCAGGGCUUUGCAAUGAACACCGGUCAUUUCACGCAGGUUGUUUGGAAAGAAUCAAAGGAGUUGGGCAUAGCGUGGGCCAAGUCCAAAGGCGGAAGCAUUUAUGUAGUAGCAAACUACAGGCCGUCUGGAAACUACGAGGGAGAUUUCGAAGCUAACGUCACGCCAUCUUAGUCAUUCAUGUGAAAAACAACAGACACAUCAAUCUCCACAGAGAGUUCGCGUUCCAUGCUCUCAUACACCUCCGCAAAAAGAUUUGACUGUGCUGGUUUCUUUAGUGUUUUAUAAAAUAUUAUUCUGUUUGUUAUGUUUAUAUAUUCUUAUUCAUAUUCAAUUGUUAACGAUCGAUAAAAUUACCAUUUAUGUAUAUGACGAUUGUGUGUAUAAAUAUAAAUGAAA